Messenger RNA from Ceratotherium simum simum (southern white rhinoceros), 857 nucleotides. NCBI's taxonomy places the organism in Eukaryota, Metazoa, Chordata, Mammalia, Perissodactyla, Rhinocerotidae. The record is from RefSeq and is a predicted model, not a curated record.
CUGUUGGGCCGAGGAGCCGCGGCUGCAGAGGGAUGGCCGGGGCGGCCGGAGGGUUCUCGGAGGAGCAAUUCCGGGAGGCCUGCGCCGAGCUCAGGCAUCCCGUGUUGGCCGUCGCCGGAUGGGAGCUGCUGGUGGAGGCCAUGGGCAUUAGCAUCUACCGGCUGCGGGACCAGGUAGCGGCCGGCCCGCUGGAGGACCGCGGGGCGCCGGGGCCACCGUCCCCGCGGGGAGUGUGGGGCUGUGGCCGCGGAGUCAGGACCGGGGCAGGUCUUCUGGAGCUGGGACAGCGAGCGCAGGGGCGAUGCCUCCCGCUGACGUGCCCGGGGCAGAUCCUGAGGAAGUGGCAAGCUAUUUCAACUGCACUGAAGAGUCCGAUGGCCCGGGUUCUUGGUCAGCGUAAGAGAGGAAUUCAGACCCCGACACAACAGCAGCAGCAGGAAAGCAAAGAUUUAUCAGAAGAAAGCUCCUUAGAACUCUAUGAAAAAGAAUGCAAUGGACAGACCAUGGUCUACUUGCAAGUGAGGUGCCCUUUUUCUAAGCCCAACAGAGAUUACGUCUACAUUCGGGAGAGGCGAGAGCUGGACGUGGAAGGGCGGAAGAUCUAUGUGGUCCUGGCCCAGAGCACCUCCCAUCCAGAGUUUCCCGAGAGGUCCGGUGUGAUCCGGGUGACGCAGUACAAGGAGAGUCUGGUGCUCACGAGCGAUGGCGGGAACGGGAGCAAAGUUUUCAUGUAUUACUUCGAUAACCUGGGUGGCGAAAUUCUGACCCGGCUCAUUAACUGGGCUGCCAAGAAAGGGGUUCCUGAAUUCUUGAAAGACCUGGCGAAAGCCUGUCGGAACUACCCCGGGAGAACCUAA